GCGACAUCAGCACCUUCGCUGCGCCGACCACCACCAUCAGCAGUCAGCUGCAUACAUUGAAGACCGAGGUCCAGCAGCUGCAGACGACGAACGGGGAUGGCAAUCCGAAGAUGUAUAAGAUGCCAACCUUCAAUCUGGAGAGGUUUGACGACUACACGCAGCAGGAUCCGGUCCUCUGGUGGGAAGCAUUCACAACGCAAAUCAGGAUUCUGCCCGUAGCCAAGCAUGCGUACAUCGGCAUCCUGUUCCUGAACUCAAAGGGCGGAUGCCAGACCUGGUUGAGCCACCUGGCAACCUCCCAUGGCGUCGACGUACCAGACUUGAAGGACGUAAUCACAUGGGAGGAACUGACACGGCUGUGGAAGAAGCGGUUCAUCGUCGACGACGCGCCGACACUCGCCAUCAACCGUUUGUUCACCAUGUCACAGGGCAACACAGCAACACGGGACCGGCUCACGGAGUGGCAGAAGAUUGCGGCUGUGCCAAAUCUGAACUUACCAUUUGAGCAUCUACGCCGUGAGUUCUACAACAGGUCUUGUGCUGCAUUGAGCCAGGCUCUUGGUGAUCGCGAGCAGUACUCAACCUUCGCGGAGAUCAUUGACAAAGCGAGGGAGAUCAUCAAGACCAACAGGUCAGCUGCACACGAGAAAUCAACAUCAUGGCAGCCGACCUAUGUGGAGAAGGWACGAACUGGUCCGCGACAGCAGCACUUCGCUGCAGUCCAGCAGGACAGUGGAGAUAACCCAGCAGCCACUCCAGCAUCAAUUUUCAUGGGUCAAGUUUGGCUUGACCGAGGCGGAGUACAAGGUCCGCGGCCGCUACGGCAACUGCUAUUGGUGCAACAGCACCAAGCACAAGACCUCCCUGUGCCAAGAUCAGGGCAAGGAGGAUGUGCGACCCCGCCUCAGCUCGGGAAACUGAGCUUCGCGGAAGGUGAGGCGACUCCACCUUCUACUCCGCCAGAUUCGGUCGCCUUGCUAGCGGCCUCCUGCACAUCUGGGGAGGAUGCGAAUGUCGCAAGUCCUCGGUACACUUACGAGGACUAUGCUGUCCACUUGGACCAACCACUCCACGUGCAACAGUUCACCGCAUGCACGGUUUCAUCACCAUCGGCAACCGAUUCGGCAGCUUCGCCGCAAUCUAUCGUCGGGGAUUCGACGUCAUGGUCAAGACUUGAUGAGCUCGACCAGUUGACGUUCACGGACUUCCAAUGGAUGCCCGUUCCCUCGACCGGACGAUUGCCGAAACCGCAUUGCAACGUGCUUAUGGCACAAUUGCGUGACUGCUUGCACACUGCAGUACCAGCUCCGUUGAUGGACGUCGGAGUAGAGGUUGUCGACCUUCACGUUUACAUCGCGAAGAUCGACCGCGAGUUCAAGACACAACGGACUUCAUGGUACGCGCCGGCCUUGGCCCACGUGUCCGGAGGAAGUCCCAGCCUACGCAAGUCACUCUGGCAGACGGUCAUACGCACAAGUCAUCGACCGGUUCUCUUCGUCCGGAAGAAGAACAAGGACCUGCGGUUGUGCAUCGAUUAUCGCAAGCUCAACGCACAGACGAUCAGGAACGUCGGCCCUCUCCCACGCAUCGACGACCUUCUCGAGCGAUUGGGCGGCGCCCAGUUCUUCUCUAAGCUGGAUCUCAAGUCAGGGUACCACCAACUCGAGAUUCGCAAGGAGGAUCGCUACAAGACCGUGUUCAAGACUCGGUAUGGGCAUUUCGAAUGGCUGGUCAUGCCAUUUGGCCUUACGAAUGCCCCAACCACUUUCCGAGCGGUUAUGACGACGGAGUUCCGACACAUGCUGGAUCAUUUCGUGCUUAUCUACCUCGACGGCAUUCCGGUUUAUAGCCGGAGUCUGGACGAGCAUGUGGAACACCUGCGCACCGUUUUGGAGCGGCUACGACAGGCCAAGUACAAAGCAAACUGCGACAAGUGCGAGUUCGCACAGCAGGAGCUGGAGUACUUGGGACACUAUGUGACGCCGCAAGGCAUCCGUCCGCUUGCGGACAAGAUCGAGGCCCUACGAGUAUGGCCCGAGCCCACCAACACCACGAACGUUCGUUCAUUCAUGGGGUUGGCGGGCUACUAUCAGCGAUUCAUCACCGGAUACUCCAGGAUUGUUGCACCUAUGACGAGGUUAUAGUCGCCAAAGGUGCCAUUCGUAUUCGAUGACGACGCACGCCAAUCAUUCCAAGCACUUAAGACGGCUAUGCUCAUGGCACCCGUCC
Molecule: messenger RNA, 2229 nt
Organism: Chara braunii
Lineage: Eukaryota; Viridiplantae; Streptophyta; Charophyceae; Charales; Characeae
Source: the annotation of a GenBank genome assembly